GUGCUCGGCUGGCAGCGCUCCAAGCGCUUCCGGACCACGCUGGUGUCCCUGGCCACGCUGACCUACAACCUGGAGCUGGCCGCCAGGCGGGAGGGGCCGCCGCGCAGCGCUGCGGAGAUGGAGCGCCAGUGGGCGGCGCUGCUGGCCCGGGGGCAGGAGGACUUCAGCUUGCUGGACACGCUGUGGGACAUGAGCAUGCUGUUCUCCUACCAGGAUCUCGACGACAACGGCGUGCUCUCGGUGGACGAGGUCGAGAACGUGGCCAAGCUGCUGGGGUACGAGAUACCGAGCAGUGAUCCGGCCCGUCUGGAGCGCUUCGUGCAGAACAUGAGCGCUGGCCAGUCGGACGGCGUCAAGUUCAGGGAGUUUGCGACCGCGAUCCUGUUCCCGCCCCAGUCGAGAGGCGCUGCCUCGUGGGCGGUGCGCUCGCCCUGGCCUGCUGGAAGCAGUUCGCUGCCGACGCGGUCGCCGUGUGCGGGGAGGACUGGCCGGCGCGGAGAGGGCGGCAGGAGCGGCACGGCCGCGGGCCCGCCGGCUGGAGGCGGCGACGCGUGCUGGCUGGCCACCUUCGCGGCCGCCCACGCCGAGGGCGACGUGGAUGCGGACCACAUCGACAGGCGCGUGUUCGAGAUCUUCGACCUCGACAGGAACGGCAGCAUCGAGCUCGAGGAGUUCACCAGCGUGCUCAGGCAGGUGGGAUUUGAGACGAUGGGCGCGGAGCAGCUCUUCAGGGACAUGGGAGGCGGCCCCCUGCGCAGGAUCUCGCUGCGGGAGUUCUCCGCGUACCUCCGCGAGUGCCUGGACGGCACGGCGGCCGAGCAGAAGAAUCAGCGCGAGUUGCAGGAGGAUUCCCAGUUCCUGCCGGGCUGA
Prorocentrum cordatum is the source of this 870-nucleotide messenger RNA. The record is from the annotation of a GenBank genome assembly. NCBI's taxonomy places the organism in Eukaryota, Dinophyceae, Prorocentrales, Prorocentraceae.